Linum tenue is the source of this 2743-nucleotide messenger RNA. The record is from the annotation of a GenBank genome assembly. NCBI's taxonomy places the organism in Eukaryota, Viridiplantae, Streptophyta, Magnoliopsida, Malpighiales, Linaceae.
GCUACACAAGACAGAAGAACACACACCUACCCUCCCUCGCCCCCCAAAGCAUCACUCUAUAUUUCUUUGUAUAUUUAUAUUUACGUUAAACAGAAAACAGAGCUCCCAAGGCAAGAGACAACCAUUAAUAGAGGGCCAAGAAGUUUGAUCCCUCCACCCACAGAUCAAAGGCCGCCGCUCUGAACAACAAUGGCGUCAACUUCUUCUCUCUCCCUCUCUAACUCCCUUCUGGCCCGAUCCGUUUCCCACCAUGCCCCUGCUUCUCAUUCCUCAGAUCACCGCCCCGGUCUCUGCCUCUCCGCCGCUUCACCGCUCCCCACUUUCUCCGGCCUCAAAUCCGCUUCUUCUUCUUCCCCCGCUCAGAUCCCCAUCGCCGCCCUCCGUCGCCGCUUCCUCCAGCGUCAAAUCCGUGCAGCUGCCAUUGAGACCCUCGCCCCCGCCGAGACUUCCUUGGUUGAUAACUCAGUCAACACCAUCAGGUUCCUUGCUGUCGAUGCCGUCGAGAACGCAAAUUCGGGCCACCCGGGUCUGCCCAUGGGUUGUGCUCCGAUGGGCCAUGUUCUCUACGACGAGUUCAUCAAGUUUAACCCUAAGAACCCUUACUGGUUCAAUCGCGACCGCUUCGUUUUGUCCGCUGGCCAUGGCUGCAUGUUGCAGUAUGCUCUGCUCCACCUCGCUGGCUAUGACAGCUGCAAGGAGGACUUAAAGAGCUUCCGUCAAUGGGGAAGCAAAACUCCCGGUCACCCUGAGAACUUUGAGACCCCUGGUGUUGAAGUGACAACUGGUCCUCUUGGUCAAGGAAUUGCCAAUGCAGUGGGUUUGGCACUGGCGGAAAAGCACUUGGCUGCACGCUUCAACAAGCCAGAUUGUGAGAUCGUUGACCAUUACACAUACUGCAUAUUGGGAGAUGGUUGUCAAAUGGAAGGUGUUGCCCACGAAGCUUGUUCCCUCGCUGGUCACUGGGGACUUGGCAAACUAAUUGCUUUGUAUGAUGACAACCAUAUCUCUAUUGAUGGGGACACUGAAAUUGCGUUCACUGAGGAUGUUAGCAAGCGCUUUGAGGCCCUCGGAUGGCACGUGAUCUGGGUGAAGAACGGAAACAAUGGAUAUGAUGAGAUUCGUGCUGCUAUUAAGGAGGCCAAGUCUGUUAAAGACAAGCCAACUAUGAUAAAGAUUACUACAACCAUUGGUUAUGGGUCUCCAAAUAAGUCAAACUCAUAUGCUGUUCAUGGGAGUGCAUUAGGUGCCAAGGAAGUUGAUGCCACGAGGAAGUUCCUUGGAUGGCCACACGAGCCUUUCCAUGUCCCCGAUGAUGUUAAGAAGCACUGGAGUCGCCAUAUCCCGGAGGGAGCUUCCCUUGAAUCUGAGUGGAAUGAGAAAUUUGCAGCGUAUGAGCAGAAGUACAAAGAAGAGGCUGAUGUGCUGAAGUCUAUAAUCACUGGUGAACUCCCUGCUGGUUGGGAGAAAGCACUUCCAGUAAGCAUUACUACCUAUGCUCCAGAUAGCCCAGGUGAUGCCACUAGAGUUCUAUCUCAGCAAAACAUAAACAAUCUAGCAGAUGUCUUGCCUGCUUUUGUUGGUGGAAGUGCAGACCUCGCAUCUUCCAACUUGAGCUUGAUGAAGAAGUUUGGAAACUUCCAAAAAAACACACCUGAAGAACGCAACAUUCGGUUUGGUGUCCGUGAGCAUGGCAUGGGAGCCAUAUGCAACGGCAUCGCACGUCACUGCCCUGGGAUGAUUCCCUACUGUGCCACCUUCUUCGUCUUCACAGACUACAUGAGAGCAGCAAUAAGAAUCUCUGCCCUGAGUCAGUCUCGGGUCAUCUACGUCAUGACCCACGAUUCCAUUGGUCUUGGGGAAGACGGCCCAACCCAUCAGCCAAUAGAGCAUUUGGCGAGCUUCCGUGCCAUGCCUAAUGUCCUCAUGCUCCGUCCAGCUGAUGGCAAUGAAACUUCUGGCGCAUACAGGGUUGCUAUCCUCAACAAGAAGAGACCAUCUGUCCUUGCACUUUCAAGGCAGAAGGUUCCACUGAUUGCUGGAACUUCCAUCGAAGGUGUUGAGAAGGGAGGAUACAUAGUUUCCGACAACUCCUCUGAUAACAAGCCUGAUGUGAUUUUGAUGGGAACUGGUACGGAGCUGGAGCUGGCUGUUGAAGCUGCACAUGAGCUGAGGAAGGAAGGCAAAGCUGUGCGAGUUGUUUCGCUGGUUUCAUGGGAGCUUUUUGGGGAGCAAUCAGCUGAGUACAAGGAGAGUGUGCUGCCUGAAGAUGUGACAGCCAGAGUGAGCAUUGAAGCUGCUUCAACGUUUGGGUGGGAAAGGAUGGUUGGGAGCAAAGGAAAGGCUAUUGGGAUUGAUAGCUUUGGAGCAAGUGCCCCAGCACCUGUGUUGUACAAGGAACUUGGCAUAACGGCACAGGCUGUGAUUGCUGCUGCCAAAGAGCUUUGCUGAGCUGCGAGGGCUCCGACUUCUCUGGCCUCUCGGUGGGUUCUUUCGCUUCUGGGUUGACACUUUUGGUUUGAAAUAAGACAUGGGGGAGUCUCUGCGGGGAUUCCUGGGUUUUUUUUCUUCUUCUGUGCUUCUGAUGAAGCAGUGGUAGGAAGUAAAGGAAAAGGGUAGAACGAGAGUUUUUCUUUUUUAUUGACAUAUUCUUGAACUGAGGAAGAGUCUGGACUUCGAUUCUGUAAUAUGUCAUUAUCGUGUACGUUUGUUGCAAGGGAGAUUUGGAAUUAGCUUCAUCUGAUGG